GCGGGCGGCAUGGCCGCGGCGGCCGAGGCGGCGGGCGGCGGCAGCAGCCGCCACGAGAAGAGCCUGGGGCUGCUGACCACCAAGUUCGUGUCGCUGCUGCAGGAGGCCAAGGACGGCGUGCUGGACCUCAAAGCGGCUGCUGAUACGCUUGCUGUGAGGCAGAAGAGAAGGAUCUAUGAUAUCACCAAUGUUUUGGAGGGGAUUGAUCUCAUUGAGAAGAAGUCAAAAAACAGCAUUCAGUGGAAAGGAGUAGGUGCUGGCUGCAAUACAAAAGAAGUCAUAGACAGGCUGAGGUAUUUGGAAGCUGAAAUUGAAGAUCUAGAGCUAAAAGAGAAAGAAUUGGAUCAGCAGAAACUGUGGCUUCAGCAAAGUAUCAAGAAUGUCAUGGAUGAUUCUACAAACCACCAAUUUUCAUAUGUCACCCAUGAAGAUAUCUGCAACUGCUUCAAUGGAGAUACACUCCUAGCAAUUCAAGCACCUUGUGGUACACAGUUAGAAGUACCUACACCUGAAAUGGGACAGAAUGGACAGAAGAAAUACCAGAUCAAUCUUAAAAGUAGUUCAGGACCUAUCCAUGUGCUGCUUAUAAAUAAAGAAUCAAGCUCCUCCAAGCCCACAGUGUUUCCAGUUCCUCCGCCCGAUGACCUUGCACAGCCCUCAUCUCAACCUGCAGCUCCAGCGACUCCACUUAAACCCACUACAGCUCCCCCAAAUCCACCAGAACAUGACCUGAACCAAGGACGAGAGUUACCACAAACACCAGCUGCGGACACACGAUCAGAUGGCAGCGUGCAGCGCGACAGCGCGGCCCCUGCAGCCCCCUACUCCAACCUUCCGGAGCUGGCGCUGUACCCCAGCCUUUCAGGAGACGGUGCCCAAGCCUCAGCCAUCUCCAGUGACUACCAGGGCUUGCUGCCUCUGGACGUCAACUGUAUUCUCAAGCCAAACUCAUUUGACAUUGCAAAGAUGGAGGAGCCCACAGGAAAUAUCAGUGGGGAUAUUAUUGAUGAACUCAUGUCUUCUGACGUUUUUCCUCUCUUACGACUCUCUCCUACUCCCGGAGAUGACUACAACUUUAACCUGGAUGAUAAUGAAGGAGUCUGUGAUCUCUUUGAUGUGCAGAUACUAAAUUAUUAGAUAUUGUGUCAACCAGACUACUUAUCUACCUCUAACUAUAACAUUCUAGACUUCUUCAUAACCUAAGUAUUUGAAUAAUGAAUGUAUAACUUCUUAGUUCACUGACUCUGGGAGUAUAUUUCCUUUUGCUUCCUUUAACUACUUCACAAAACAAAUUCAAGAACAAGAAAAAAGGGCUCCUAUCAAAAAUUCUGGCACUUUUUCACCCAAGUGUUCUCUGUGUAAUCCAAUUAUUUGAAGCUUUCUUUAGUAAGAAAAGCAAAAAUACUUUUUAGCCUUUGAUCAUUUUCUAAAAAAUGAUUAGGCUUCUUGCUCACAGUUAAACAGCGUUUUCUUUGAAGCUUUACUGCCAAGAAGCUUUGUAUAUUCUUUUUUAACCUUUCAAACAAUUUUGAAGCUUUCACUGCCAAGUUGAAAAGUGAAGGGUAUCAACUUGAGUUAUGCUAAAUUGUUUCAGUGAACCAAUUUUGUGAAGUGCCUUCUGUUUUAGCACUUUAAGUUUCUCACACUGACUUCUGACAUUCCACUUUCCUAGAUGACAGGAAAGGUCUGUUUGUAGUUUGUAUUAAAGUGUGCCAAUACUUGUAUAUUAACAAGAUUUUUUUUUAAUAAAAUUCUUCAAACAAA
Messenger RNA from Lepidothrix coronata (blue-crowned manakin), 1764 nucleotides. RefSeq names its product E2F transcription factor 5 (gene E2F5). The record is from RefSeq and is a predicted model, not a curated record. Gene Ontology annotation, biological process: regulation of transcription by RNA polymerase II. Lineage: Eukaryota; Metazoa; Chordata; Aves; Passeriformes; Pipridae. Bases 10 to 1137 code for a protein of 375 amino acids. Gene Ontology annotation, cellular component: RNA polymerase II transcription regulator complex. The transcript is spliced from 9 exons. Gene Ontology annotation, molecular function: DNA-binding transcription factor activity, RNA polymerase II-specific; RNA polymerase II cis-regulatory region sequence-specific DNA binding; protein dimerization activity.